This is a messenger RNA of Vombatus ursinus (common wombat), 4078 nucleotides long. RefSeq names its product hypoxia-inducible factor 3-alpha-like. Gene Ontology annotation, molecular function: DNA-binding transcription factor activity, RNA polymerase II-specific; RNA polymerase II transcription regulatory region sequence-specific DNA binding; protein dimerization activity. Lineage: Eukaryota; Metazoa; Chordata; Mammalia; Diprotodontia; Vombatidae. The coding region runs from base 346 to 2244 and encodes 632 amino acids. The record is from RefSeq and is a predicted model, not a curated record. Gene Ontology annotation, cellular component: nucleus; cytoplasm; transcription regulator complex. Gene Ontology annotation, biological process: cellular response to hypoxia; regulation of transcription by RNA polymerase II. The transcript has 15 exons.
CCAUUUCCCCUACCCUUUGGCUGCCGCCACCCACUCACAACUCGCACUCAGGGCCAGGAACAUCUUGUUCUCUCCUGGCUUUGUUUACCCUCAGCCUAGGCCCCCUGGAUGGAUGGGAAUUGGGGGCACAGGCGCCAGUCUGGGGGGAAGGAGACCAGGGAUGGCCCUGAAGGCUGCCCCGAAUGAUGGGGAUCCAAGCAAUGGUCCAACACAGAACUUCGGAAGGAGAAGUCCCGGGAUGCAGCCCGGAGCCGCCGGAGCCAGGAGACCGAGGUGCUCUACCAGCUGGCCCACACUCUGCCCUUUGCGCGGGGGGUCAGCGCCCAUCUGGACAAGGCUUCUAUCAUGCGUCUCACCAUCAGUUACCUUCGCAUGCACCGCCUGUGUGCAGCAGGGGACUGGAGUGAGGUUUCGUCAGCUGGUGCAGGGUCCAGGGAGCCGCUGGACGCAUGCUACCUGAAGGCGCUGGACGGCUUUGUCAUGGUGCUGACGGCCGAAGGGGACAUGGCCUAUCUGUCUGAGAAUGUCAGCAAACACCUAGGCCUGAGCCAACUCGAGCUGAUCGGGCACAGCGUCUUCGAUUUUGUCCAUCCCUGUGACCAAGAAGAACUUCAAGACGUCCUGACCCCCCGGCAAGGCCUAUCCAAGAGGAAGCUGGAGGAGCCCACGGAGCGGAGCUUCUCCCUCCGGAUGAAGAACACCCUCACAAGCCGCGGGCGUACCCUCAACCUCAAAGCUGCCACCUGGAAGGUUCUACACUGUACAGGGCACAUGCGGGCCUACACCCCACCUUCAGAGCCCUCUGCGGGUGGUGGGCUGGGGUCUGGGCCUGAGCCACCCCUCCAUUGCCUGGUCCUGAUCUGUGAGGCCAUCCCACACCCCAGCAGCCUGGAGCCGCCCUUGGGCCGAGGGGCCUUCCUCAGCCGGCACAGCUUGGACAUGAAAUUCACCUACUGUGAUGACAGGAUUUCAGAAGUGGCGGGAUACAGCCCGGAUGAUCUGAUUGGCUGCUCAGCCUACGAGUACAUCCAUGCCCUGGACUUCGAUGCUGUCAGCAAAAGCAUCCACACCUUACUCAGCAAGGGCCAGGCUGUGACUGGGCAGUAUCGCUUCCUGGCCCGCAAUGGAGGGUACCUCUGGACCCAGACCCAGGCCACGGUGAUCUCAGGCGGCCGAGGUCCCCAGCCCGAGAGUGUCGUCUGUGUCCACUUUGUGCUGAGCCGGGUGGAGGAGACUGGGGUGGUGCUAUCCCUGGAGCAGACGGAGCAGCCAACCCGCCGGCCCCCCCGCCCCGCCGACCGGGGGCCUCCCUCGGAGAAGAGCCCCCAGGGUGUUGGAGACGGCUUUGAUACCCCCGGCCCCAGGAUCCUUGCCUUCCUGAAGCCCCCGGCUCUGAGCGAGGCCACUCUGGCUGCUGACCCUCGCCGCUUCUGCAGCCCAGACCUUCGCCACCUCCUGGCCCCCAUCCUGGAUGGGGCCGCCCCUGCCCCUGCCACUGCUGCCCCUGCCACCGCCACCGCCGCCAUCCCCAGCGGAACCCCAGCCAAAGAGCGUCCUCGAAGCCCGCCACCGGCGGAUCUCCCAAACGACCUCCUCCUGGAAAUGGAAAACGUACACAAGAUGUUUGGAUUCGGCAAGACCCUGGAAGCUGUAGAAACUCUGGAUGUGGAGCAGGACAUCGAGGCGCUAGAGUUAGAGAUGCUGGCCCCCUACAUCUCCAUGGACGAUGACUUCCAGCUCAACACCAGCGAGCAGCCCUACAGGACCCCUCGAAGGCGUACAGGAACAACCCCCCGCCCCCGAGCCCGCAGCUUCCACGGCCUGUCCCCCCGACCCCCAGAGUCUCUUCCUCUGCUUCGGUGGGGGAGUGACCCACGACUGAGCCAGAAGACCCACCCUGCGGGCACAAGCUCCCAGGCCGGAGCUCGGAAGAGGACCCUGCCCCAGAGCUUGGAGGAGGACAGCGGGGCCGAGGCCCUGGGAGCAAAGCCCCCCAAACGAUCCCCCAGCCCAGCACCGGAACACUUUCUGCUGCCGCCCCUCAGCCUGAGUUUUCUCCUGAGCGGCGAGGCCGCUCCUGGCACUCCAUCAGAUGCCGACAACAGGCUCCUGGACCUUGAGGAGCCCGUGGCCCUGGCCUCCUCCUCCCUGCUGUCCUUCUAUGAGGAUGAGGAUACCGCUCAGCCCAGGGGUCACUUCCAGCUGGAGGAGACCUUACCUCAGGAGCUCACCCCAGGCACCUGAGACACCCCCUCUCCUCCCCGCGCCCCCAGUCCCCGCCCUCUUCCCCUUCCUCCCUCUGCACGCCCAGGACCUCAGCCACACUCCAAGCCCGCAGCCUACGCACAGGAUAGAGGGAUCUGGGGCCAGGGGAGAGGGACGUACAUCCCCCUCCCAUCCCCACUCCUUCUGCACCGGGCCCUACCUCACUGUUUCCCCCCACCCCAGCCCUCUGUGUCUCAGGGGAUGUGGGUGGCCCAGGGAGAGCCAAGCAAACCUCAGCCGGGAUGGAGGGAGGCCCAUCUCAUUCCCACCGGUCCCACACCUUCCCUAAGCGGGCAGGGUCCUAACCCCUGGCUCAGCUCAGUGACCCCCCCUCUUGCAGGGCAGGGACCUCCCCUCUCCCUCCUCCCACGCCCUCUCAGGAUCUCUUGGUGCUCAUUUAUUUACACAGUUACCUCACCCAUAUUUUAGGGGUUUACUUUAGGGGUUUUCAGGGUGGGGGGUUGGGGGAGGGCUUAGGACUUUUUCUACAGCAUGCUUUAUUUUUAACUCUGGGGUACACAUAAUCACCUUAUCGACGAGAAAAAUCUCCCCUUUUGUGAUAAAUGAUCUCUUUUUAAAAUUGUUAUAAUCUAAAGGUACAGGGAGGGGGUGAGGGAGAAUUGAUGGAAUACAGAGCCCUGAACCCUUCCCCCAAGGUUUCGGGGGAGUCCUUUGAACCAGACCUCUCCUCACUGUGCACGUCAUCUCCUUAAUGCCUUCCUUCUUCAGACCUCUCACCUUUUCAACUGCCUCUCCUUCCUUCCAGACCUCACCCCAUCCAGACCACCAGACAUGGGGGCAGACCUAGCCCCUGGCCCCAGCCCUGGCACUUAUCUGACUUGGCCUGGUCUCCCUUGCCUUUUCUCUGCCUCAGUUUCCCUUUCCAUGAGCUGAGGCAGUUGGACUCAGCAGUCAGUAAGGACCCUCCUAGCUCUGCUCCUUUGUGGGUCUGUGAGUGGACACCCCUCUCUCCAGGCCUCAUUUCACAUAAUCGGAAUGUGUUACAGGUGGAGGGGUGGGGGUGGGAACUUGUCAAAUCCUCAAAUCUUAAAAUUUAGAGAUUAUCUACUCUGACCCCCCUCAUUUUACAGAUGAGGAAACUGAGGCUCAGAGAGGAGAAGAGACUUGCCACACAGUGAGUUACAGAAGCAGAAAAAGACAGAGCUAGGAGAGGUCCUUGGGGACCACCCGCUCAACUCUCAUUAACAUCAGUGGAAACUGAGGCCCAGAGAAGGAAAGAGCCUUCUCCAAGACCACAGAUAGCAGAGCUGAGGGUCCAGAAGGCUGGUCCCUUGGGGUCUGUCCAUGGCCUUUUCUCCAUCCCGGUUCCAGACUCCCUGCCUCCAUCUCUUCCCUGUUUCUGCUUCCCAGCCCCAGGCAAGGUGGGGACCGCAACGCACUCCCCUCAGGCCAAGCCCAGAUUCCAGGCCGCCCAGUCACACGCACAGCUCCAGCUGCAGGUCUCCGGGCCGGGCUGUGGUCGAGGAGAGGGGUCACAGGACACCCCUUCCUCUAUCCCGCCUCCGUGCCGCCUGCCUCUCAUCCCCUCUCCCCCUUCCCUGUUUACACGAUGGUGCUACCCUUUGGGUCUGGAGUGGGGACAAAGAACCCCUCCCACAUACAGACACACAUAAACCACCUGGUGAUUUCCCACCAUCCCCUUCCUGGGGGCUCCCCUCCCCCUAAGCUGGGGAGUCAAGAAGUCUGACCAGACGGUGCUAUGGGGUUUGUGGGGUAAGGACCAGGGCUUUCUCCCAGCUCUCCCCAGGAGGUCAGAGGCCUCAGUGGAGGGGGCUGUGGAAGUGGGAGGGGG